This is a messenger RNA of Schistocerca serialis cubense, 617 nucleotides long. Its product is annotated as transmembrane protein 107-like. The transcript is spliced from 5 exons. Gene Ontology annotation, biological process: protein localization to ciliary transition zone; non-motile cilium assembly. The record is from RefSeq and is a predicted model, not a curated record. The coding region runs from base 146 to 565 and encodes 139 amino acids. Gene Ontology annotation, cellular component: MKS complex. NCBI's taxonomy places the organism in Eukaryota, Metazoa, Arthropoda, Insecta, Orthoptera, Acrididae.
AGCGUUUCCAUGGUAACCGUUGCAGACGUUAUUGCGAGUUGAGCGUGUUCAACUAGAACGUUGCAGAUUAUAGCAUAAUAAUUAAGAACGUUUCACGUAAUGAGCGUUUUCUGGCCUGCCAAAGUAUUUCAUUACAUAAAGCAGAAUGGUGUAUGUGGCUGACAGCAUUGUCCCAGCAAGAUUUCUCACACUUAUUGGUCAUUUGACAAUUACACUUUUAAUUUUCUGGGCCAAGGAUGAAAGCAUUAAAGUAUGUCUGCCCCCCGACCAUACACCAGAAGAUUAUGAAUACAAAAAUAAAGAGUUGACUGUAGGUCUCAGUAUUGCCCUAGGUUUGAUAGGGUUUGAGUUCCUUGGCUUUCUGUUUGGAAUAACCAUGUUCAUGCCAAUGGUGGCUAUGAUUUCUAUUUCCUGUCAUGCCAGUGCUUGUGUGCUGCUGGCCUAUUUCAUAUUUGACGAAUGGGACUGCAGAAACUACUGGUGGGUAUUUGGAACAUGCAGUGCAGUUCCUGCACUUACUGAAGCCACUGUGAUAUUUACCAUGCUAGCUUUCAGGAAACUGUGAGCUCUUGCAACAGACGCAUGAAACAAUUUGAAUGGUUCUCUAAUAAUCCUAA